AUGCCCGAGAUGGACCCCCAGGCGUACUCGGAGUUUUACAAAUACACCUCCGACCAGAUCUCGGCGCUUUCCUGGAACCCCAUUACCCAAACUCAUACUCCCUUCCGCGCCUCCCUAAAUCACAGGCACCACACGUGGGCCAAAACACACUUCUCUCACCCCGAGCUCUACCUGCGUCCCCAAUCGCUGCCCGAAAUCAAACUCAUCGUGACCCUCGCUCGUCAAAAUGGUAAAAAAAUUAUUGUUGUUGGGUCCGGGCACUCGCCAUCGGACCUGACAUGCACAUCGUCAUGGAUGGUGAAUUUGGAUGAUUUCUCGUCGGUGGUGGCGGAACGAAAGGAUGAGAUGCAGUUGGAACUUGAGGCGGGCAUACGGCUGCAUCAGCUAGCAGACGAGCUGGAGAAGCGUGGAUGGGCUAUGCCGAAUUUGGGGAGCAUCACGGCACAGAGUGUUGCAGGCGCCAUUGCGACAAAUACGCAUGGUUCAUCACUGAGGCAUGGGACGUUGGCGCAGGCAAUCAUUGGCAUUACUCUCAUGUUGGCGAGUGGGGAGAGCGUCAAGUGUAGCACAAUGGAGAAUAAGGAUCUCUAUCAUGCUGCGCUUGUGUCGCUGGGAGGUUUAGGUAUCAUCACUCAUGUCACAUUUCAGGCUGUUCCGGCUUACAACCUGAAAUGGCAUCAGGAUAUCAUAAAGACCCCCAAUAUGCUUGAAGCAUGGAAUAAGGACCUGUGGACUCGGGAAGAGUUUGUUCGGGUAUGGUGGUUCCCGUAUUCUGGGCGGUCUAUAAUCUGGCAAGCAGAUAAGACUGAGGAUCCCUUGCGAGAGAGACCACCAAGUUGGUACGCAGCGACUCUGGGACGGUUCUCCUACGAGUUUUUGCUGUACUUGGCAACUUGGGUACCGCCGUUUAUGCCGAUUGUCGAGAGGUAUGUGUUUUAUAUGCAGUAUGGGUGGGGUGAGGGCGAGACCGGGAAUGCGGUCCAAAAAAGCUAUGAGGCGUUGACUAUGGAUUGCCUGUUUUCACAAUUCGUUAAUGAGUGGGCCAUCCCUCUAGAAAAGGGCCCAGAAGCAAUAACUCGCCUGCAAGCCUGGCUAACCGGCGAUGCGGAAAAUAUUUCCGGCAUCCCUUUCUCCUCCCGUGGCAUCUUCGUCCAUGCCCCCAUCGAAGUCCGCGUCUCCGACACAACAUUGCAGCCCGAAAAGCCCUGGCUCGACCAAUCCUAUCAUUCGGGACCCACCCUCUACCUAAAUGCAACACUAUACAGGCCAUUCCACCGGAAUCCGCCCGAGUGGGAGAGGUACUAUGAGGCGUUUGAAUACCUCAUGAAAGAGCUCGGCGGUAAGCCGCAUUGGGCAAAGAACUUCACGACAGCCACAAAAGAGGAGUUUGGGCAGAUGUAUCCGAAGUUGGGCGAUUGGUGUAAGCUUAGGGAGGAGUUGGACCCACAGGGAGUGUUUCGAAGUGGGUGGUUGGAAAGGAAUUUGCUUCCGGAAUAG
Molecule: messenger RNA, 1497 nt
Organism: Morchella importuna
Lineage: Eukaryota; Fungi; Ascomycota; Pezizomycetes; Pezizales; Morchellaceae
Exons: 2
Coding region: 1-1497 (498 amino acids)
Cellular component (GO): membrane; mitochondrion
Molecular function (GO): FAD binding; D-arabinono-1,4-lactone oxidase activity
Source: RefSeq, a predicted model, not a curated record